Chinchilla lanigera (long-tailed chinchilla) is the source of this 818-nucleotide messenger RNA. It is a transcript of the gene Gemin2, whose product is annotated as gem (nuclear organelle) associated protein 2. Gene Ontology annotation, biological process: spliceosomal snRNP assembly; spliceosomal complex assembly. Gene Ontology annotation, cellular component: spliceosomal complex; nucleus; SMN complex. NCBI's taxonomy places the organism in Eukaryota, Metazoa, Chordata, Mammalia, Rodentia, Chinchillidae. The record is from RefSeq and is a predicted model, not a curated record.
ACCUAGACUCUGCGCAUGCGUCCUUCGGGACUGGCGGGAUCGGAGACUAUGGCGUGGGUACCCGCGGAGUCUGCAGUGGAAGAGUUGAUGCCCCGGCUAUUGCCGGUGGAGCCCUGCGACUUGACAGAAGCUUUCGAUCCCUCGGUACCCCCGAGGACGCCUCAGGAAUACCUGAGGCGGGUCCAGAUCGAAGCAGCUCGGUGUCCGGAUGUUGUGGUAGCUCAAAUUGACCCAAAGAAAUUGAAAAGGAAGCAAAGUGUGAAUGUUUCUCUUUCAGGAUGCCAGCCUGCCCCUGAGGGUUAUUCCCCAACACUUCAGUGGCAACAGCAGCAAGUGGUACAGUUCUCAGCUGUUCGACAGAAUGUGAAUAAACAUAGAAGUCACUGGAAAUCACAGCAAUUGGAUAGCAAUGUGACUAUGCCAAAAUCUGAAGAUGAAGAAGGUUGGAAAAAAUUCUGUUUAGGAGAAAGAUUAUGUGCUGAAGGGGCUGUUGGGCCAACUAUAAAUGAAAGUCCGGGAAUUGAUUAUGUGCAAAUUGGAUUUCCUCCCUUGCUUAGCAUUGUUAGCAGAUUGAAUCAGGCAACAGUCACUAGUGUCUUGGAAUACUUGAGUAAUUGGUUUGGAGAAAGAGACUUUACUCCAGAAUUGGGAAGGUGGUUCUAUGCUCUGUUGGCUUGCCUUGAGAAACCUUUACUCCCCGAAGCUCACUCCCUGAUUCGGCAGCUCGCAAGAAGGUGCUCUGAAGUGCGGCUGGCAGUGGACACCAAAGAUGAUGAAAGGGUUCCUGCUUUGAAUUUAUUAAUCUGCUUGGUUAGCAG